CCCCCCAUUACCCCACACCCCAUUCCAAAUAUUCCUCCAUCUCUCUUUAUUUAUCGUCACACUUGAAUGGAAAGCGUUUACGUUAUCCGACGGUGUAGACGAGGGCGCGUGCCUCUGUUCCGUGAAAAGCCAGACUCCCGCAUGCAGGGCCAUUGAAACCUGAAAACUGUGCCCCCAGUUUUACGCUUUAAUUAGUGUAACAAGGAGAAUCACGAGAGAGAGUCGUCGAGAGGCUCCAAACGACACCGCAAUUGUCAGCCGGCCUGUGGGGGGACGCGUGCGAGUAGCGGUACCCCGGAAAUUGGUGAAAGAAAACGAGUUGAACGAAAAAACAAGAAAAUAAAUAGCAGGGCGUGGAGAGAGAUUCAGUGGUCCCUGAAUAAAAUCAUUAAAGUCUCUGGGUUAUAAUGAAUCGUGGAGCUAUAGGAAAAACAGGCAAGGAGUCACAGUCGGUUGAUGAGAAAAAUUGCCUCAAGAGGUUAAAGGGGAGCAAUUCGAAUCAGAAGAUUCCUGAGGCCAACACCAAACAAUCUGAGAUAUCGAGGCCGAAGACUGUUGGAGUUGCUAAGAAAACGGGAGCUACUGGGCUAGUACUUCCUAAAAACCCCAAGAGUAAAUUACGCAGUCCUUCAAAGCUGAAGCCAUUAUCCACAAACUUCCAGCCCCGAGUGAUUCCUCAGCCCUCCCAAAAAUCCGAGAAACGUCUUCAAGAGCACUACAAGCAAAAGUCCACGAUGAAAGUCCAACAGGAGUCAGCAGAAGUAAUACCUCAAUCAAAGAAAAAGGAUCUGAAAUCAAAGUCAAAGCCUGACGAUAACCCACCCGAGAUCAAGGAAAUUCCUUCAGCCUCAUCAGACACGAACGGGAAAGCCAGUGUGGAAAGCCACUCUUCUCAAUCUCCAAAAGACAAUGGAAAAGAAAGGGACGAUGGAGUGUCCCCACAACCAGAGGUGAAUGAGCCAAAGGAGAUCGUGGUGUCUGAAACCGAGAGUACAAACAGUGAAGUCAUCGACUUGGUGGAGAUUUCAGAUGAUUCAUUGGUAUUAGAGUUCUCUGAGAAGCCGGAGGAGGCCCUUGAGAAAGAGCAAACAGCCAUUUCCUCGGAGCAAAAACAAUCAGAGCCAUCAAGCAAUGACGCCAACCCUGCGGACGUUUUGGUCGAAUCUACAACGUCAGAGUCUUGUCCACCUUCAGACCUAAAAUCCCAGGAGAAUCCAUCAGAGAGCAACGAAGACCAAGUGAAGCCUGAGGAUGACCCCUCCUUCGUCUCCUACGACUCGACAAUAAUGUUGAAGGACGUGCAGAUCAAGUUGAACGAUUGUUUGAGAGACAACUCAAAGAUGAUGGACGUAACAGACCCCAACGCCAGCAUGUCUGAAGCAUUUAAGGACUUGUCCUUUGGUAGAACUCUACGAGGAAUCUCUGGAAGGAAUUCCAUCGGUCGUAUGAGGCACGUCACCCUCAGAGAUCGUCAACGUACACCCAAUGAUUCAUUAUUUGUUAAUACGAGUAGUGCUUCCUUCUCUCAGGACGAUGCACUACGCUAUACUCCAGGUUUUCUGGACUCACCCAGUCGCAAUGGAACUCCUAGUGAUCGUAAACGCAAGCUUGGGUCUGAGGUCAACGAUUCUGCAAAAAAGCCAAGGCAGGAGGAGAGCUCAAUAUUCAAUACUUCGUUGGAAUAUAUUAAAAAUCUUCGGAGGCCUGUGCAAGUCUCCACUCCCAAUCCCAAAGGAUUCAAAUUUGAUAUUGGAGAGAAGUCUGAGGGUGACAAUGAGAAUGUUCAAGUGGGAGUCAAUGCAAAUGUUGAGCCCAAGAAAUGGUGUGUCGUUAUGUGAACAAUAUCCCAGAAUUAUUUGAAUUGUUCAUCCUUAAUUUUGAAAAAAUCAAUUUUUCAUUUUUGCUUGUAGAGUUAAGAAUUUCAGAUGAUAAAGUACAGAUUAUUUUUGGAUAAUCCAUUUUUAAUGAUACAUGACUUAUAAUAGUAUCUAUAUUCAGAUGUUAGGAAGUAAGAAAUUUCCUGACUGCAAUGCCCAGGUUAAAGAAUUCAAUUUUUUUUAUAUAUAAAACGGUAAUUAGUAUUUCAAUGAUGGAAUAUACUCAGAGAGAGGCCUUUUCUUCGCCAAAAGUAUGGAAACAAGAAACAAGAUUUGUAAGAAAAAUUAUUACAUGCUAGUAGAGAGUAUUUGUCAUUUUUUAUUUUAUCAAUUUGACGAUAUUAUCUGUAGGACUGAUAGCAGUUUACUCGUUAGUUUAGAUUUCUCCUUUAUUUUGUCGUUUUUUACCCCACGGAACAGAAUGGAACAAGAAAUUAAUAGUUAAGAGAAAUAUGAAAAAUGAAAUAUUGAGUAAAAUUACAUGUAAAUAUACGAGUGAUUUUGAUAUUAUGGUUGAUAAUUGAUGGAUCACUUUGGAAAGUUAUUUAGCUUCCCUUUUAUCUAGGUUAUUUGUAAUAAAUGUUUUUCAUGAUAUAUUA
Messenger RNA from Diachasma alloeum, 2476 nucleotides. Its product is annotated as cell wall protein RBR3. The record is from RefSeq and is a predicted model, not a curated record. The transcript has 4 exons. The coding region runs from base 408 to 1838 and encodes 476 amino acids. Lineage: Eukaryota; Metazoa; Arthropoda; Insecta; Hymenoptera; Braconidae.